Messenger RNA from Monopterus albus (swamp eel), 1592 nucleotides. Its product is annotated as zinc finger protein 695-like. Gene Ontology annotation, molecular function: DNA-binding transcription factor activity, RNA polymerase II-specific; RNA polymerase II transcription regulatory region sequence-specific DNA binding. The transcript has a single exon. The annotation marks the transcript as partial. NCBI's taxonomy places the organism in Eukaryota, Metazoa, Chordata, Actinopteri, Synbranchiformes, Synbranchidae. The record is from RefSeq and is a predicted model, not a curated record. Gene Ontology annotation, cellular component: nucleus. Gene Ontology annotation, biological process: regulation of transcription by RNA polymerase II.
UUUGGGGCACCUUUUAGAGUAUUGGUGCAUCUAAAAUCCCAUCAACGUAUUCACACUGGAGAGAAGCCGUACAGCUGUGACCAAUGUGGGGCAGCUUUUAGAGAGUUGGGGAAUUUAAAAUCCCAUCAACGUAUUCACACUGGAGAGAAGCCGUACAGCUGUGACCAGUGUGGGGCCGCUUUUAGAGUGUUGGGGAGUCUAGACGUCCAUCGACGUAUUCACACUGGAGUGAAAUCAUUUUGUUGUGAACACUGUGAGAAAGCUUUCAGUACGUCAAGUAGACUAAAAGUCCAUCAACGUAUUCACACUGGAGAGAAGCCGUACAGCUGUGACCAGUGUGGGGCAGCUUUUAGAGUGUUGUGGAAUCUAAACGUCCAUCGACGUAUUCACACCGGAGUGAAAUCAUUUUGUUGUGAACACUGUAAGAAAGCUUUCAGUACGUCAAGUGGACUAAAAAUACAUCAACGUAUUCACACUGGAGAGAAGCCGUACAGCUGUGACCAAUGUGGGGCAGCUUUUAGGCAGUUGGGGAGUCUAAAAUCCCAUCGACGUAUUCACACUGGAGAGAAGCCUUAUUGGUGUGAACAGUGUGGGGCAGCUUUUAGAGUGUUGGGGAGUCUAAAAUCCUAUCGAUGUAUUCACACUGUAGAUAAGCCAUACAGCUGUGACCAGUGUGGGGCAGCUUUUAGAGUGUUGGGGAAUCUAGACGUCCAUUGACGUAUUCACACCGGAGUGAAAUCAUUUUGUUGUGAACACUGUGAGAAAGCUUUCACUACGUCAAGUGGACUAAAAGUCCAUCAACGUAUUCACACUGGAGAGAAGCCGUAUUGGUGUGAACAGUGUGAGAAAACUUUCACUACCUCAAGUGGACUAAAAAUCCAUCAACGUAUUCACACUGGAGAGAAACCGUAUUGGUGUGAACAGUGUGAGAAAACUUUCACUACCUCAAGUGGACUAAAAAUCCAUCAACGUAUUCACACUGGAGAGAAGCCGUACAGCUGUGACCAAUGUGGGGCAGCUUUUAGGCAGUUGGGGCAUCUAAAAUCUCACAGACGUGUUCACACCAGAGAGAAGCCGUACAGCUGUGACCAAUGUGGGGCAGCUUUUAGGCAGUUGGGGAGUCUAAAAUCUCACAGACAUAUUCACACUGGAGAGAAGCCGUACAGCUGUGACCAAUGUGGGGCAGCUUUUAGAGUGUUGUGGAAUCUAAACGUCCAUCGACGUAUUCACACCGGAGUGAAAUCAUUUUGUUGUGAACACUGUAAGAAAGCUUUCAGUACGUCAAGUGGACUAAAAAUACAUCAACGUAUUCACACUGGAGAGAAGCCGUACAGCUGUGACCAAUGUGGGGCAGCUUUUAGGCAGUUGGGGAGUCUAAAAUCCCAUCAACAUAUUCACACUGGAGAGAAGCCGUACAACUGUGACCAGUGUGAGGCAGCUUUUAGCUAUUUGGGGAGUCUAGACGUCCAUCGACGUAUUCACACCGGAGUGAAAUCAUUUUGUUGUGAACACUGUGAGAAAGCUUUCACUACGUCAAGUGAACUAAAAAUCCAUCAACGUAUUCACACUGGAGAGAAGCCGUACAGCUGUGA